Molecule: messenger RNA, 801 nt
Organism: Racocetra persica
Lineage: Eukaryota; Fungi; Glomeromycota; Glomeromycetes; Diversisporales; Gigasporaceae
Source: the annotation of a GenBank genome assembly
AUGCCAACUAUAUUAACAUUACCUCACAAGCUUGUGCUCGAAGUUUUUUCCCAUCUACCAACUCGUGAUCUAUGCCGGUACAUGGUCCUUUCUCGAUAUUUUGAUCAAGGAAUAAAAGAAAUUAUCGUAAAACGAUUCCAUAAGGCUUUCUCAAAUCAAAAUAAACGUCUAUUGGUAUUCGUUUCGCGACAUGAUCUACUCAGAUUAGAACAAACUCGCCAUGCAUUUGAUUUUGCAUUUGAAAAUAUAAAUAAUAAAACUCUCACUUCAAUUUUCUCUGUUGAUUCAACACAACCAAAAGGAACAAUUGGACCAAACAAAUCAAAAGUUGAAGGUUUAAAACUUUGUUAUGGCGGUAUCUGGCAUCAAAGGUUAAUAAAUGAUUCUAUACAAUAUUUCGGACUAGGUACUGAAGAACAAGAAGCAAGAAUUUAUAUAUAUGAUACUAAAACGAACCGACCAUAUAGCAAAGCAUGUUUUGUUACAAGCGGUAGAUUAAUAGCUCCUGUGAGUCAAGAUAUAUAUGAAUCUGUUAAAGGAUGGUGGUCUGCACCGCUUUUACCUAAAAAUAAAAAACAAGCUCCAAAGGUCAAAUUUACUGGGAGAAAUAAAAUAAAAGAAAACUCUCAUGGGAUUUCUAAUGUAACUGGAAAAUUUAAAACUAUUUCCAUAAAAGCAAGUUUAUUAUUAAUUACUUUAGAAGAACCAAAAUUUGAUAAAUCUGAUAUUGGUGUUAAAUAUAUACUAAAGGAGGGUGGUGAAGAAUAUUUUAACCAUAAAAAAAAUUGCAUUAUUCAAUAA